AAAAAUAGUUAAGUGAUAAAAAAAGUAAACUAGUUUAAGCAAAGUUGUCGAUUGGGCGAGUGUGCUAGUGUGUCUGUGAGUGUGCUGGAGCGCAGAAUACAACACCAAAAAGGGUGAAUUAUGUAUUGUUCGGCGGAUAAAAAUCAAUCAUCUGGCAGCGGUGGGAAUGCCGCUGCUGGCAGCUUCAACCACGGCGGCAGCGGAAGUGCGGGCGGUGGGAGCGCCGGUGGUGGUGGCAGCGUUGGUAGUGGUAAUGGCAACACAACCGCAUCACAACAGCAGCAGCAGCAGCAGCCAAACAACACGAAAAGUGUCAAAGAAGGAGUAACAAUGCGUGAGAAAAAAGGAGGUGCCCUGCAGAAGCUCAAAAAGCGACUAUCGCACAGCUUCGGUCGAUUAUCUAUAUCCAGGGAGGAUAACGACGACAGCACGCAACACAAUAACCACCAUCUGCCGCACCACCACCACCACCACCACGGACAUGGCCACAAUCGUGGCGGUAAAGUGCCCUUCAACGGUUACACAUCCGAGGAGUAUCUGGACCGGUUGGAACCGAACGGAAACAUUCCGGCCGAUAAGCAGACGUACCAUAAACACUGGAAUCGGGUCGGCGACCACGAGCGGGUCCACCGGCAGCUGUCCGUGUCCUCCGACAGCAAGCUGCUCGACGAGGACAUCCGGGAGGAAACACGUGUGAUAAUGCGACCUAAGAAGCCGCCCCGGCCCAAGUCCGAGGUGUUCCUGAACAAACACGACCCGCAUCCCAGGAGGAAACGAUUCAGUGCAUUUGGGGGUGACUCUCCGUUCGGCAAAACAGAAGCAUACAUCAAACUCGAGCAGCUCGGCGAAGGAUCUUAUGCGACGGUAUUCAAGGGUUAUAGCAAUUUAACAAAUCAAGUGGUGGCGCUAAAGGAAAUCCGGUUACAGGAAGAGGAAGGUGCCCCGUUCACGGCGAUCCGGGAGGCGUCCCUGCUGAAAGAACUGAAACAUUCAAACAUCGUGACGCUGCACGACAUCGUCCACACGCGGGAAACGCUCACGUUCGUGUUUGAGUUUGUGAAUACCGACCUCUCGCAGUACAUGGAGCGGCAUCCGGGCGGCCUGGACCACCGAAACGUGCGACUGUUCCUGUUCCAGCUGCUGCGAGGCCUCUCCUAUUGCCAUAAAAGACGCGUUCUGCACCGGGACGUGAAGCCGCAGAACCUGCUCAUCAGCGAGAUGGGCGAACUGAAGCUGGCCGAUUUCGGGCUGGCCCGUGCCAAGAGUGUUCCAAGUCACACGUACUCGCACGAGGUGGUCACGCUGUGGUAUCGACCCCCAGACGUACUGCUGGGCAGCACCGAGUACUCGACCUCGCUGGACAUGUGGGGCGUCGGGUGCAUAUUCGUCGAAAUGAUCACCGGCAUGCCGACGUUCCCGGGCAUCCGGGACACGUACGACCAGCUGGACAAGAUUUUCAAAAUCCUCGGCACGCCCACGGAGGAGUCGUGGCAGGGCGUAACGCAUUUACCGGGCUAUAAGCUGCAUAUGUUAGGCUUCUUCAAACCCCGCAAGCUAGGCUUAAGCUUUCCCCGGCUGUACGAUAUUAUCGAGGGUGAGAUGAUGGCGAGUGCGUUCCUGCAGCUGAACCCGGACAACCGGAUAAGCGCCGAGGACGCGCUCCGGCACCCCUACUUUGCUCCGUUGCCAAAAAAGCUGUACGAGCUUCCGGAUGAGCUGUCCAUCUUCACCGUCGAGGGUGUGUACCUUCAGCCGGAGCCAAACCGUCACCACCAUAAAUGAGAGUUAAGACAAAGUAAAACCCUAGAUGCAAUACGUUAUUACUGUUAGUAGUGAAUGCAUAGUAGUUCGGCCCCCUGUCCCCCCUUCCUCAUCCUACCCACACUCACUCUGUUUGCUUGAGGAGGCGGAGGAGGAGGGAGAGGGCAACGAGGGUGAGAGCGUGUAAAACAAGUAAAACAAAAAACAAGUUGAGUAAAACAACAAGAAAGAUUUAAGGUAACACUAAAAUACUGAACUAAUACAAGCACACGUGCACCAUGUGCCACACCCCUGCGUUCUGCGUUCUGUGAUCAAAGAAACAAACAAAAACAAAAAUAUAACAGAAGGAUUCGCGCGAAGAAAAAAAUGGAAUUUAACAAACUACGGAGGAGAGCACGUACCCGGCCAAGCAGUUUGUUCCAGUGUUAAUCAAACUAACGCGCAUGUUUUGAGCAGCACUCGCUCUAGAUUUUUUUUUCUUUCAUCUUCCAGCAACGCAUAGUUUUCGUUCUUCUCUAUUAACUUUUAACUCGAGAGAAUUGUAUUAAAAAACCGUUGGAUUAUCCUAUUAUUUUUUUAUUCGUUUCAUAAAAUCAUCCCGCAUAUAGUUUAGUUUUAGUAACAAAGCAAAAAAAGCAGUUUUAAACCCAUUUUUUGAAUUAUUUCACGCGAUAGGGAAAAUGUAUUAGAAUGAAGCGAAGCAAAGUUUAUUAUGUUUUAGGUAAAUCAGAGAAAGUGAAGAAAGAAUUAACAGUGAAUGCGCAGGUACCGUUCAGUUCCUGAGUUGAGAUCUCGCCCCGCGCGGAACAGGAGUCGGAAGUGUAAGGCUAUAAGGAAAGCAAUGUAAUAAAGAAAACGUGAUUUCAAAUAUGCAUAUUAUAUUCAGUUAAGACUAAUACACACACACAUUUUCUUUCCUCUUUUUGAUUUUGUUUUCGCAUCUAGAGUCGUUUUUUGUUCUGUUCAAACUGGCUCGGCAGCAGCUGUUGAACAGCUCUUUUUAAUAUUGAAAUUCAGGCAAAAUUAACGUUAGCAAAGGUCUCUAGAUUCAAAGAUAGUGGAAUGAAUGAUUGAUGGGAGAGAGCGAAGAGGGCGAGAAAGUGAGGUCAUUUUAUAUGCAAUUGAGCGAUGAACGUUUUUAUAGGACAAAAUGAAAAGAAAAAACUAGCGAAAGAAACUCUAUUGGACGACGGAAUAAACAAAUAAUUUCAUUUAUACACA
Molecule: messenger RNA, 2982 nt
Organism: Culex quinquefasciatus (southern house mosquito)
Lineage: Eukaryota; Metazoa; Arthropoda; Insecta; Diptera; Culicidae
Gene: Eip63E
Product: cyclin-dependent kinase 14
Exons: 10
Coding region: 121-1782 (553 amino acids)
Biological process (GO): protein phosphorylation
Cellular component (GO): nucleus; cytosol; cytoplasm
Molecular function (GO): cyclin binding; ATP binding; cyclin-dependent protein serine/threonine kinase activity
Source: RefSeq, a predicted model, not a curated record